This is a messenger RNA of Paramecium tetraurelia, 489 nucleotides long. RefSeq lists its product as uncharacterized. Lineage: Eukaryota; Ciliophora; Oligohymenophorea; Peniculida; Parameciidae. The transcript is spliced from 2 exons. The record is from RefSeq and is a predicted model, not a curated record.
AUGUACGAUUAAUCCUAACAGAAAAUAAACUCAAGACAGUCGAUUUUACUUAUGUUUUCUGAACGCCAUAAACCAAGAAAUGCUUCUUUAGCAAUAUAAUAAGAAAAAUAUAGUAAAAAUUAAGUGCUACUCUAUAAAAAAGAAACCAAAUCUCGAUAUUUAACACCAAAAAAAUAAAAUAGAUCCUUUUAGGAUAGAAUAUUAGAUCUUCCAAUAAUAUCUUCCAGUCGAAAAAAUCAACUUUAUGUUACCUAAAUAUUCACUAGAAUAGAUGGACAAUAAAAAAAUCACAACAUCUAUAAUAGGGAAUUAAAAUUUGAUUCCCUAUUGUGUGGUACUUUAAGAUAAUUCAGUUUAACUAAAGAAUAAAAACUAUUUAAUAAAUCAUUUAGUGUAGAAGAAUAAUAAGAAAUGAUUGAGACAUUUAAAUAAUAGCCUCCAAUUUAGGUUAAAAAAAAGAAAGGACAAAGAUAAAGAAAUUGUAAUUGA